AUGGCGGCCGACAUUGGUCAGAUUGCCCAGCUGCUUAACGCAACCCUCGACCCCUCCCAGCACCGGAAAGCCGAGGCCGCACUCAAGCAAGAGGCUUCGAAACCACAAUACUCGCUUAACCUGCUCAAUAUUGUCAAUUCUGACAGCCUCCCCCCCAACACCCGGUUGUCGGCGGCCCUCGCCUUCAAGAAUUUCAUACGAUCCAACUAUGUGGAUGAAGAGGGGAACUAUAAGCUUCCUGGGGACGAGGUGCAGUUGAUCAAGGAGCGCCUCAUUGGCCUCAUGAUCUCCUGCCCCGCCAGCGUUCAGAGCCAGCUUGGUGAGGCUAUUAGCAUCAUUGCCGACUCGGACUUUUGGCGGCGCUGGGACACACUCACGCAGGAACUUGUCAGUCGAUUUUCAAAGUCUGACGCCAAGAUCAACAUCGGCGUUCUUGAGGUCGCUCACUCUAUCUUCGCGCGCUGGCGACCCCUAAUGCGAACGGAUGAGCUCUAUACCGAAAUAAAUCAUGUCAUCAACACCUUCGCCCAACCCUUUAUGCAUCUUCUUGUCACGACAAACGAUGUUAUUGACCAGAAUGCGGGCAACAAAGAAGCUCUCAAGGCAUGGUUCGAAACCUUGGACCUUCAAAUCAAGAUUCUAUACGAUCUGUCCUCUCACGACCUACCGCCGGUCUUUGAAGAGAACUUGAGCAGCCUCAGUGGACUCUUGAUGAAAUACCUCGAUUAUUCCAACCCUCUUCUCGAAACCGAUGACGACACCGAAACUAGUAUUGUCGAUGUUGUCAAGGCAGAUAUCUGUGAGCUUCUUGAACUGUUCACAACCAAGUACGACGAGGAUUGGUCCCCGUACUGCGAGCCCUUCAUCACCAGCACGUGGAAUCUGCUGUCAUCCAUCGGUACUGAGACCAAGUACGAUUCCAUCGUCAGCAAAGCACUCCAUUUCCUCACCGCCGUGGCCUCGACCCAGAGACAUUCCGGUGUGUUCAACAACGAAGCUGUUCUAACGCAGAUUGUUGAAAAAGUCAUACUGCCCAACGUCGCCUUGAGAGAAUCCGACAUGGAAAUGUUUGAAGACGAGCCCAUCGAGUUCAUCCGACGUGACCUCGAGGGAUCUGACACCGAUUCGAGACGGAGAUCUGCGACCGAUUUUCUGCGAAAGCUACAAGAAAAGUUCGAGGCCACAGUGACAAGCACUGUGACCAAGUACAUCAACCACUACUUGACGCUUGGCAGGUCGGACUGGAAGGCCAAGGAUACGGCGAUUUACCUAUUUCUUUCCAUUGCGGCCAAGGGUGCCGUCACGGCCGCCCAGGGUGUCAAGUCUGUCAACUCAAUGGUCAAUGUGGUCGAGUUUUUCGAGCAGCACAUCGCCUCGGACUUGGUGGGCCAAGACGGUGUCGAGCCGAUUUCCAAGGUCGAUGCGAUCAAGUAUCUGUACACCUUCCGCAGCCAGCUGUCAAAGGAGCAAUGGAAGGGCGCGCUGGUUCCCCUGAUCCAAAACCUCAACUCGUCCAACUAUGUCGUCUACACGUACACGGCCAUCGCUGUCGAGCGUGUGCUGUUUUUGACCGACGACACUGGCAACCAAAUGUUCCCCAGGGCCGACAUUGAGCAGUUCGCGAACGACCUCUUGACCCACCUGUUCAAGCUGAUUGAGAAGGAGACGAGCCCUGCAAAGUUGCAAGAGAACGAGUUCCUGAUGCGAUGCGUGAUGCGUAUCCUCAUCGUGAUCAAGGAGGGGGUCAUGCCGAUGCUGGAAACGGUCCUGACCCACCUGAUUCUUAUCACAAACGUCAUGAAGCAGAACCCAAGCAACCCUCGGUUCUACUACUAUCACUUCGAGGCCAUGGGUGCACUGGUCCGCUAUUGCUCGGGCAGCAACGCUGCUCUUUUCAACCAGAAACUCUGGGAACCCUUUCACAAGAUAUUGGCUGAGGAUGUUACUGAAUUCUUGCCUUAUGUCUUCCAGGUUCUUGCCCAAUUGCUGGAGUCAUCUCCUGCUGAAGCGAUGUCGGACAACUACAAGGGGCUCCUGGCGCCUUUGCUGGGCACGGCUCUGUGGGAGACACGGGGCAACGUGCCUGCCUGCUCUCGACUGCUGUCUGCCGUCAUCCCCAAGGCGGCCAAGGUCAUCGUUGCCGAGAAUCAGUUGGAGCCUGUGCUGGGCAUCUUCCAGAAGCUGCUGAGCGGCAAGAAGUCGGAGCUGCAGUCCUUUGAUGUUUUGGAGGCCAUAGUGCACUCGUUUGAGCCGGCGAUUCUCGACCAGUACUUCGGAACCAUCAUCCAGCUUCUCUAUACGAAGUUGCAGGGAUCGCCUUCGGACUCAUUCAAGCUUCGGUUUGCGCGAUUCUAUCAUCUCGUAGGCGCGAGGCUAGAGGCUGGCUAUGGUGCCGACUACUUCAUCAAGAAGUCAGACCAGCUGGACGAGAAAGCGUUCAGCCAGGUCUACCCUCCGUUUGUACUGGCCGAGACGGAGAAGCUUGCGAGACCUGUGGACCGAAAAACGGCUGUCGUGUCGCUGACUAAGACUCUGUGCGACUCUCAGGUUUUUGCGCAAAAGUUCAUGAAGGGAUGGGCCAAUAGCUGCCGCAUUCUACUGUCAUUGCUCGCUAACCCCCCUGCGGUCUCGGCGGGACUCGGCGACGAGAUCAUCACCGAAGCCUCCGUCGACGACAUAGGAUUCGGCAUGACGUUCACUGCCCUCAACACGUGCAAGCCCGUGGGGCGAGACGACUUUCCCGACAUUCUGGAUGUAAGCAAGUGGGUGAAGGAGUACAUGGUGGCUGCCAACCAUCGACACGGCGGUGCCGUUGAGGGUUUCAUCUCGCAGCGCUUGCCGCCUGAUCAGCAGGAGGCAAUUGCUCAUUUCAUCCGCUGA
Molecule: messenger RNA, 2880 nt
Organism: Drechmeria coniospora
Lineage: Eukaryota; Fungi; Ascomycota; Sordariomycetes; Hypocreales; Ophiocordycipitaceae
Product: cas/cse
Exons: 7
Coding region: 1-2880 (959 amino acids)
Biological process (GO): protein import into nucleus; protein export from nucleus
Cellular component (GO): nuclear envelope; cytosol
Molecular function (GO): small GTPase binding; nuclear export signal receptor activity
Source: RefSeq, a predicted model, not a curated record